UUUAGUCUUUCUCAAUGAAAACAACAAUCUUAAAACCCCAAACAAAAAUAAUAAAAUUUCUGAUCUUCAACCUAAAUGAUAAGAAACCAAGUCCACAAGCUUAGAAGCCUCCUCACUUCUCCUCCGCCAUGGACAGCAGCACCGCCGUGAUGAAUCGACCAACGCCACCGUUCCCUUCGCCGCAUCGGAGCGUGGACUUCUCUCCGAUCGAGUUCAUCCUCGGCCUCGUUGCCGUCAUCACUAUCCCUGCCCUAGUUUACUCCUUCUUCUUCGCAAUCAAGUGCCCGCCGAACCUCCGCCUCUGGCGACGGAGAUCCGCUGGCGCCGGCGCCGGCGCCGUGGCGGCCGGAAAUCGAACUUUUUCUAGUGACGUGGCGUUGGCCGUUAAGUACAAGAAGGAGGAGCACUGUAAGGAAGUCGGCAGCGAGUGCCCGGUGUGCCUGUCGGCGUUCGGCGACGGCGAGGAGGUCCGGCAGCUCACCGCCUGUAAGCACUCUUUUCAUGUGGCUUGCAUCGACAUGUGGCUCUGUUCUCACCCUAAUUGCCCUGUUUGCCGCGCCUCCAUCGCCGUCGCCGUUAAACGGCCGAUUAGCCACCGCGCGCCGGUGCCGGCGCCUAGAAACGACGAUUUCCAGCAAGGUUUGCCCGAUGCCGGGACUUUAGUUUGACAAAUAUCUCUGAAAUUCUUCUUCCCUCUUCAGUAGCAAGAUUCCGAUUGCUGCAAUUCGAAACAUAGAUCGAAAUUACUUUCAGAUCUCGUCUCAAUUUCGUUCAAUUUUGUCUGGAAAAAUUAGAUAAAAUUGAUUUUUGAAAUGCC
Messenger RNA from Momordica charantia (bitter melon), 817 nucleotides. Its product is annotated as RING/U-box superfamily protein. The record is from RefSeq and is a predicted model, not a curated record. Lineage: Eukaryota; Viridiplantae; Streptophyta; Magnoliopsida; Cucurbitales; Cucurbitaceae. Gene Ontology annotation, biological process: protein ubiquitination.